Polyodon spathula (Mississippi paddlefish) is the source of this 2868-nucleotide messenger RNA. RefSeq names its product glycine amidinotransferase, mitochondrial-like. NCBI's taxonomy places the organism in Eukaryota, Metazoa, Chordata, Actinopteri, Acipenseriformes, Polyodontidae. The record is from RefSeq and is a predicted model, not a curated record. The transcript has 9 exons. Gene Ontology annotation, cellular component: mitochondrion. Bases 93 to 1352 code for a protein of 419 amino acids. Gene Ontology annotation, molecular function: amidinotransferase activity.
UUCUGUUUUACAACUGUUUUGCAGUUUUUGUGUCAGCCCACACUUAGUGUUUCAGGGUUCCAACAUUCCUGCAAAAAUCAAGUCACAGGACAAUGCUGCGAGUAAGAUGCAUGAGAGGAGGUAGCAGAGGGGCUGAAGCAGCUCAUUUGAUUGGAGCCAUGGUUGCAAGAGCUGCCACAGGCUGGGUGCAGAAAGCAUUCCAAGGCACCUCGGCAGCGGUGGCGAAGGAGGAUACCAUGUCGAAGUCUGUCGACCCAGUUCCCGAUGAGUGUCCUGUAAACUCUUUCAAUGAAUGGGACACACUAGAAGAAGUCAUUGUUGGAAGAGCCGAGAAUGCUUGUGUUCCACCGUUUACCGUGGAAGUCAAGGCAAACACCUAUGAAAAACACUGGCCUUUUUACCAGAAGUAUGGCGGUCAAUUGUUCCCUGAAGAACACCUGAAAAAAGCUGUGAGCGAGAUUGAGGAAAUGUGCAAUAUUUUACGCUUGGAAGGAGUCAAGGUUAGAAGGCCCGAGCCUAUUGACUGGUUAACUCACUACAAGACACCUGAUUUUGAUUCUACAGGUUUGUAUAGUGCUAUGCCCAGGGACAUCCUCCUUGUUGUGGGCAAUGAGAUCAUUGAAGCCCCAAUGGCUUGGCGGUCUCGCUUCUUUGAAUACCGAGCAUACCGACCUCUGAUUAAAGAGUAUUUCAGCAAAGGUGCUAAAUGGACAACAGCCCCAAAACCUACCAUGGCUGAUGAUCUGUAUGACCAGGAAUACCCUAUGCGUACAGUCGAAGAUAGACACAAACUGGCCGCUCAGGGAAAGUUUGUUACAACUGAAUUCGAGCCCUGUUUUGAUGCUGCUGACUUUAUGAGGGCUGGGAGAGACAUUUUUGCACAAAGGAGUCAAGUUACAAACUAUAUGGGCAUCGAGUGGAUGCGUAGGCACCUUGGACCUGAGUACAGAAUUCACCUGCUCUCGUUUAAGGACCCCAAUCCAAUGCACAUUGACGCUACUUUCAACAUCAUUGGUCCUGGCCUGGUACUGUCUAACCCAGACCGCCCGUGUCACCAGAUUGAAAUGUUCAAGAAGGCUGGGUGGACGAUUGUACAACCCCCAACUCCACUGAUUCCAGAUGACCACCCUCUGUGGAUGUCUUCCAAGUGGCUCUCAAUGAAUGUCUUGAUGUUGGAUGAAAAACGGGUAUUGGUUGAAUCCAAUGAAAUCAGCACCCAAAAAAUGUUUGAAAGGCUUGGAAUAAAAACAAUUAAAGCGAACAUUCGUCAUGCCAACUCUUUAGGAGGGGGAUUCCAUUGCUGGACAUGUGACAUCCGUCGCCGUGGCACCCUGGAAUCCUACUUCAACUAACCAUGCCAAGAUGAUUGCUCUGUUUAACAGUGCUGUUCUUUACAGUGUAGCGAAAACCUUCCUUCUCAUGUCAUUCUGGAAGACACCAACACACAAGUCCCUAGCUUAUGUGGUGAUGUCUAUUUAAUAGUUAAGAUUUGAUUAUUUAAUUGUUGUAGUAAAAUUGGGGCUCUGUAUUUGCAUUAUUGACUCGGUCACUUGAGUGUUUUUUUUUUAUAAUGUUUUAAACCAUUUUUGUUACAUGUUUGCAUUCCCUAAUCAUUCUGUCAUGUUCCAUGCUUCUUUCAUCCCCCUCUCCUCCUCUAACAUCUUUUUUUUUUUAAAUCUUGUAUUAUGCUAGCAAGACGGCACAGCUCAGAUUGAUGUCAUUGGCAGCUCUUAGCCGGCAAGAGGCUACAAUAAGAUCAGUAGAGAGCAACGCUUUUAGUUAGUUAUGGGGCUCAAUUUUACAAGCAAGUGCAACGUCAAAGGCACUAUUUAAGGAAUACAACACUUUUAAAUGUGCAAAACCAGUAAGUCACACCUCAUGACCUGCAACUAACUUCGUACAUUACUACAAUUGUCUUAUUCCUUAAAGAACAUCUGAAUUUGUCCAACAUUUGGUUUAAAAGAAGUGGUGUUAGCAAAACUUGGUUGCCAAACUUUUACCCACACUUUAUGCAAAAAGUUCUUUCCCUUGUAAAGAGUGUUUGUAAAGUUUACUGAGAGCAUUUAAAAAAGGAAAUAAACUACCCAACCCCCCCUUAGAAACAAGCUAUACCAGUUCAAUGGAUACUGAACCAUUUUUUAAUCAAUGAAAACAAGGUUGAGAAAAGUGUGAGGUUAUGUUUCAGCAAUAGGGUUUAAUAAAGGCUACCUUGUUAUAUGUAAGAAAUAUUGUUAUUUUAAUUCUGUCGGCACAUAUUUGUAACUUUUUAAUAAUUUAAUAAUGGAAGUUUGAAGGACCCCUGUGGCUCUUAUGGAACUCUUACAAUCAUGUCUGAACAGCAGGUACAACAGGGUGUAACAAGUAUUCUGCUCCCCCUGCAACACAGCCCAUUGUCUUUUAAAAGAAGGAAGUGGUGAUUUUAUGGUAACAUAAAAUAAUGAUACAAUGUAAAUCUAAACUACAAAACUACAUUAAUUAAGACAACUCAUAUUUUAUACUCACAAUAAGAUGCUCUUUACCUGUUUUUUUCUUCAUAAUGACAGUGGUUUAUGCAGCUUUUAAGUCUUAAGCAAUGCAGUUGUUUUGUUUUUCCUAUUCUUUUUAAUUUUAAACAGCUACAAUUUGCCCUCGGUGAAGCAACGUUUACAGCAUGUUUACAUCAUUGUAUUACAGCACUUACGUUGUUGAAAACACUAAAUGUUCAAUAUUAUCAAUGUACAAACCCAAGGCCAAAAAAAACAAAAACAAAACAAACAAAAAAAAAUAAACAGAACUGUUUUUGACAUGAAUUCUCUGCUUUAUUUGACUAAGCUGUAAACCUGUAUGUGAUAAUUAGGUCUUUUAAAAUAAGUGUGGAGUGGAGGAUCA